Molecule: messenger RNA, 975 nt
Organism: Trypanosoma cruzi
Lineage: Eukaryota; Euglenozoa; Kinetoplastea; Trypanosomatida; Trypanosomatidae
Product: ribonuclease H, putative
Exons: 1
Coding region: 1-975 (324 amino acids)
Biological process (GO): DNA replication, removal of RNA primer; mismatch repair
Cellular component (GO): ribonuclease H2 complex
Molecular function (GO): RNA-DNA hybrid ribonuclease activity; RNA binding
Source: RefSeq, a predicted model, not a curated record
AUGGCAGAGCCACGUUCCGCAAGCAGUAAAGCCCUUAGUGGGGCAAAGGGGAGUCGUACUAGCGUUGAAUUUGACGUUGCCGAAUUUAUGCGGGCCAUGGAUUGCACAGAGAACCACAUGGUGUUGGGCAUCGAUGAAGCGGGGAGAGGUCCUGUGAUUGGUCCAAUGGUGUACACGGGAGCCAUGAUUGCCCUUCAUGAGCAUGAUCGUCUUCUGGAGUACUGCGGUGUCAAUGACAGUAAAUUGCUUGGUGAAAACCAACGGAAGGAUGUGCUUUGUAAGCUACAGGAGCUAAAGACCUUCAGCACCUUCACUGUUGUUGUCACACCCGCUGAAAUUGCUGCCGCCAUGACAGGUAUCCAUGGCAAGAAUCUGAACACCCUCAGUCAUGAUACAGCCAUCGCUAUCAUUUCCAAGGCAACACUAGAGGCCACUGGAAUGUUGUGUGGUGCCUACAUCGACACUGUGGGCCCACCAGAAUCUUACCAGCAGCGUCUUUCUGGUCGUUUUCCGCAUUUGCGCAUAACGGUUGCCAAGAAAGCAGAAACGAAGUUCCCCAUCGUAGCAGCCGCCUCUGUUGUGGCGAAGGUGGAACGCGACAGGCACAUUGAGCGGCUGGGCAUUGACGUUGGCAGCGGGUACCCAAGCGACCCCAAAGUGAUGACUUGGGUGCGCUCCCACGUUCAUCGUUUUUUUGUAUUGCCCCGCGAAUUUGACUUUGUACGACUGAGUUGGGGUCCCGUUGUCGAGCUCGCCAAAAAUAAAGACGUCUGCGUCCCGAUUCUCUUCGAGGAGGAUGCCAAGACCAAGGCAGAAAAAAAGCGUGCUACCAGUGGUGGAAGUAGCGACGGCAAAAAGCAGCGUCUUCUGAGCUUUGUCAAGCCACCACCACGCCGACACACGGUGUACACCCACCUGCUCCGGCUGAAGACGGUGGCCACCAUUCAGGAUACUCAGCAUCCGUCUCUGGGGUAA